ACUGUAAAAGCUUCUUUUGAUGUCCAUGCUGUAAAAUGUGACUUGCUGUACCUCGCAAAUUCUGAUUUUAGGCCACUUUCUCGCUAUUUUUUCGGCUGUUCUCCUCCAGACUGGCGAGUUGCAACGUUUCGAGCUGACCAAGGAGACUCAUUUUUAUCAUUUUCUCUCUUCCAGAUGCAUCAAUUUGCAUUAAGAAAAAAGUUGUCUCAAAAGGCUCUCAUGUCCUGUCUCCAUUUCCUGUACUCCUUUUUUCCUUCCCAACCCACAAAACUGUGUGCAUCAUGUCUGCUCGCUCCUCUCCUCCUCUGCACAGGUCGUCUUUGGUUCUCGUUGUCUCGGCCGUUGCCCUACACUCCUCCUUCGGCCGACACUUUGGCGCGUCUUCGCGAUCUCUUGACUCUCUGCUGGGCCGGCGACUGGUUGACUGGAGCUGGUCGUCCACCGCAUGGCCUUCGCAUCGCUUUCUACUCUCGUGUCACUCUGGCCCGACUCGCCGUCUGUCUGCACAUCAUCCGUCGAGCCGAGUUGUCGCGGGCUCGUCAUCUGGCCGAGUCGAUUGCCACCUCAGCCUGGCAGUUGCCGCAGAAACAGACACUCGUUGGCUCGACUCCGUCGCCCGUUUCCGGGUUCACGGCCUUCGUGUCGAUGGCCGAGGCUCGGCCAGACGCACUUGGCUCCGUCGGCCGAGCGCCGCAGCAGUCCACUUUCGAUACAGUCAACCGACUCUCACGACUCAUCUCCUCUUUGAUAUAG
Molecule: messenger RNA, 753 nt
Organism: Protopolystoma xenopodis
Lineage: Eukaryota; Metazoa; Platyhelminthes; Monogenea; Polystomatidea; Polystomatidae
Source: the annotation of a GenBank genome assembly